GGAGGUGCAGGGGGGAGGAGUUGGACUUGGACCAUCCAGGGCUGACUGACGGCUUCCACGAAACCAGAAAACCUCCACAUUAAAGAGCAAAACCUGAGAAUAUAUAGGACACUUUGACUGCUGCCGGCCUCCCUGCAACAUCCUAAUGAAAGGAGAGAAAGAGAUCACAACCAAGAUGGACCCAUCUAACGGGCUAAACCGACCGCUGGAGAUUGUCCCGCACACUGAGGUGAAGAUGAAGGACAGAGGACAGUGGAGCAACAAGCUGGAGUUUGUAUUGUCGGUGGCCGGAGAAAUCAUCGGACUGGGAAACGUUUGGCGCUUCCCGUAUCUCUGCUACAAGAACGGUGGAGGUGCAUUUUUCAUUCCCUACUUGAUCUUUCUCUUCACCUGCGGUAUUCCCGUGUUUUUCCUGGAGAUUUCUUUGGGUCAGUACACCAGCGAGGGAGGAAUCACGUGCUGGAGGAAGAUCAGCCCGCUGUUUGAAGGUAUCGGAUAUGCCACUCAGGUGAUUGUUGCUCUGCUGAACUUCUACUAUAUAAUAGUUUUGGCCUGGGGGAUAUUUUACCUGUCCUUCUCCUUUUCCUGGAACCUGCCGUGGUCCUCAUGCAACAAUACCUGGAACACAGAUUCCUGCAUGGAAUUCCAAAGACGAAAUGAAUCCAUUGACCAAAGUCACCUUGAAAACGCAACAUCGCCCGUAAUUGAGUUUUGGGAACGAAGAGUUUUGCGGAUCUCGUCUGGGAUUGAGGAGAUAGGAACUCUGCACUGGGAUCUGGUCCUCUGCCUGUUGUUGGCCUGGGUUCUCUGUUAUUUCUGCAUCUGGAAAGGUGUCAAAUCCACUGGCAAGGUGGUGUACUUCACUGCGACCUUCCCGUAUGUGAUGCUAAUAAUUUUACUGAUCAGAGGGGUCACGCUGCCAGGAGCAUCCCGCGGGAUUCAGUUCUACCUUUAUCCUGACCUGGGACGGUUAGCGGACCCGCAGGUGUGGAUGGACGCAGGAACGCAGAUCUUUUUCUCAUACGCCAUCUGUUUAGGUUGCCUCACUGCGCUUGGAAGCUACAACAAAUACAACAACAACUGCUACAGAGAUUCUUUAGCCUUGUGUUUCCUGAACAGCGGAACCAGUUUUGUCGCCGGUUUUGCCAUCUUCUCGAUUCUCGGGUUCAUGUCUUACGAACAGAACGUCCCGAUUUCAGAAGUGGCCGAGUCUGGUCCCGGUUUAGCGUUCAUUGCGUAUCCACGAGCGGUGUCCAUGAUGCCCAUUUCUCCACUUUGGGCCUGUUUCUUUUUCAUCAUGAUUGUCCUACUGGGGUUGGACAGUCAGUUCGUGUGCGUGGAGAGUCUGGUCACGGCUAUGGUGGACAUGUACCCGUCUGUCUUCCGCCAGAAGAACCGCAGAGAGCUGCUCAUCCUCGCUGUGGCCGUCAUAUCCUUCCUCGUGGGUCUUAUUAUGCUCACAGAGGGUGGAAUGUAUGUCUUCCAGCUGUUUGAUUACUAUGCAGCCAGUGGGAUGUGUUUACUCUUUGUAGCUAUUUUUGAGACCGUCUGCAUCGCUUGGAUAUACGGUGCUAAUCGGUUUUAUGACAAUAUCGAGGACAUGAUUGGUUACCGUCCUGGGCCGUAUAUUAAAUACUGCUGGCUCUUUUUCACCCCGGCCACAUGUUUUGGUACGUUUGCGUUUUCCUUGAUCAAAUACACUCCUCUGAAGUAUAAUAACGAGUAUGUGUACCCGUGGUGGGGUUACGCUCUCGGCUGGCUGCUGGCGCUCUCCUCUAUGGUUUGCAUCCCGCUGUGGGUUGUUUCUAAACUGAGCACGGCCAAAGGUUCACUGCGAGAGCGUUUCCACGAGCUCAUCACUCCCUCGCCGGACCUGCCCAAAACCAGACGAGAGCAGGAGAAACUUCAGGCCAUCUUUGCAGCCGACGGCGACACUCUUCACCAGCAAGGAGGCCCGAACAAAGACGGGUACUUCCCUGUCAGCGAGAAGGAGUCGCGCUGUUAGCCCGGCUGUCCCGUGACGGACCACUGUAUGUUUCCCCGAGGGUGGUGCUUCUAAACCUUCCCAUGAUACCUCACACAGUACUGGCAGCCAAAUAAGCAUGACGCUCCACCUCUCUUGAGAGGGGAUUUGAAGAGCUUCAUACUUGCUCUUGUUGGUCAGAGGUCACAAAAAGCAAGAUAGUGUCAAUAUUAUAGACAGCAGAAUGUCGAAACACAAUGUAAUCGCUUAGCAAAGUAAAACAAGAUAUUUGAUACUAACUAAAAAGUUACUUCUAAUUUAUGACAAAUUUCACUGGAUAUGCAUUAUGGGUAAUUGAGAUUUUGGGCUGAUUGGCUUUCCAUAAUAUCUUGUUUCAGGUUAGUGGAACUUAAAGUAAUCAAUUAACUGUGGAAGUAUAGUGAUAUACAGUAUUAGGGUUUUUAACCCUCUUCACCUUGGGUGAUUUACCUUAAAUGAAUCAAAUUAAAUAUGCUUUGAUUCAUUUAAGUAUUUUUGUUUUCAUUGGUUUCAUUUUGUGGUUUUAGGAUGUAAUAUUCUGCUCUCAGUAAUAUUGACACAAAAGUUGAACAUCUACAGUCUAAACCUGGCCAAAUAUGAGCGUUACCAGUAGAUUCAGAAAGGUUGAAGUGAAACAGGAAGAUUUUCUGUAAUGCACCCAAAGCCUCCUGGAUCUUAAAAUGACAGAGUGAAGGGUUGGAUCUGCAAAAGCUGUUUAACUAUGGAAUGAUAUUAAGGAAUAGCGCACUCGAAUGUACAGUUGCAAUUGAAAUUAUUCAACCCCCUUGACCUGCAAGACAUUUUGCGACAGAGAACAAAAUUUUGUGAUAACUAUUCAACAAAGGCAUCAGUACACUAUUAGAGAAAGUUUAUCAAUACACAUUUGAGUAAUUCUGAGAACGUAAGUUGAUGAAUAAUGAAAAAAAAAUAAAUCAAAUUGGCUCCAAACGUUCAUGUUCAAAAUUAUUCAACCCCCAAAAGUCAAGUUUGGUGCAGAAUCGUUUAUUUAAAACCACCAAUAAAUGCUGCUUGGAAGUGCUUAGAAGCUUCUGUCACCUCUCUACUGCAAUCUUGACCCAUUCCUCGCCUAAAAAAGCUUUCAGAUCACUGAUAAUCUUUGGUUUUCACUUUGUUUUCUUCAAGUUCAACCAAAUGUUUUCAAUGGGAAUUAAAUCUGGAGACCGAACAGGCCACUCAAGAACAUUCUACGACUGAUCCCUGAACCAAGCAUAAGUAGAUUUGGAUGUAUACUUUGGGAUGAUUGAUCUGCAGGAAAGUCCACUGAUGCACCAAAGCCAUCACAAUUCUUGCCAAAAUGGCCUGAUACUUCAAAGAAUCCAUGAUGUCCUUCAUACAGCUUCAUGCAACAAUAAAACAACCCCAAAACAGGACUGGACCACCAUGGAGAUGGUGUUCUUCAGCUCAUAAGUUUUGCCUUUUUUGCACCAGACGCUGAUCCACGGGUCCAAAAAGUUCCAGUUUGGUCACAUCACUCCAUAAAACAAGUCAAGGUUUUAUGUUCUUCUUGGUCAAGAGUGGCAUUUGGCAAGAUGCCCUAACAUGAAAUCCAUGCUUGUCUUGUGCUCAUCUUAUACUAUGCAUUGAAAUGUUUUUCCACCUUGCAUUGGGUCAUCUUAAAAGUCUUUGGCUGUACGUUGCAGGUUUUUCCUCAGUUGUUCUGAUCAAACAUUUUAUGAUAUUGUGCUUUUUCUUCAACACUCUCAAAGGUUUAACUCGUUUUGAGCUAACGAAUAAGGCUGCCGACUGUGACUCUAGGAACGUUUAAUGUCUUAGAAAUCUUUAUAUAGCCUUAGACUUUCUAAAGUAAUAACAUUAUUUCUUCUCUAUAGCUUUUGUGAGAGCUCUGUUACUGUAUGUAUGUGUAACAGCUCAAGCUAAUUCUGUUUUCUAAUAGAGUUUCCAAAGGUUUAAUUGUGUUUUAAGACAAUUUUGUUCCCCACCGGACAAAUAAACGACUAAAAAACAGCAAUGUUAAAUAGAGACAAAGCUGUGUUUUAAAAAAAUCCUAGAACACAAAAAUAUUACAUUAUAUAUUGACUUUAUUACUUUGAAUAUGCCAGUGAUCUGUUAUUGAUCUGGAUCUUCAGAAAAGCUUGUAUUUGUAAAGUACCUCAGUCUCUGGGAGGUUGAAUCAUUUCGAUUGCAAGUGUAGUUUUUCAUCAUUUAAUCACCCUCAUUCCAUACCUGUAUUUCCUUGACUUAAAACAUAAAAAACGCUCAGUUAUUUUAUUGUGUGCGUAAGUACAGUUUGGAGAUCUUACAUUGUUUUCAAGGCCUUAAGCAUGUCUUAAACAUUAGGGUGGACAAAAAAUAUGCUUUUUUUAUUAGGAGAUGUUAUAAAUUAUUUAAAGAUAUUAAAAGAUUUAAAGGGAAUAACAAAAAAUAAACAGAAAAGAACAAGAACCUAUUGUACUUUUAAAGUAAUCAUUUGAACUGUUUUCCAAAUUAUUACCAUGUUUUUAUUUUAAAAAAUGGGCAUUCAGUCUUAAUAUUAUGUCUUAUCUAUUGAAGUUACAUCUGUCUCUCACAUUAAAUUACGAAGCACAUUAUCUACACAAAUUAUAUACAUAAAUUAUAGGCUAUUUUUAAUUCAAAACGGUCGAAUUUGACAACAAACAGAAUAUUGUGCAUGAUCGCUGGAUAUUACUUACAUUUCUGUUAUUAAAUAGUUGUCAUUUUGUCAGUUGACAUUUUAAUGUUUAACUUCUUACAUCUUACCUCAUGAUCGUUGGCCGUUAAAAAGAAGCGCUGCGCGGGAAUUCAUGUUCUGCUUCUGUGAACGGUAAGCCCCGCCUUCUUUGAUUUGAUUGGCCAUCGCAAACAUUUUGACAUUGACGAGCGCCGUUAGACCACUCUUAGUUUUUGGGGGGUUUCUGUGAACGGUAAGCCCCGCCUUCUUUGAUUUGAUUGGCCAUCGCAAACAUUUUGACAUUGAUGAGCGCCGUUAGACCACUCUUAGUUUUUGGGGGGUUUCUGUGAACGGUAAGCCCCGCCUUCUUUGAUUUGAUUGGCCAUCGCAAACAUUUUGACAUUGACGAGCGCCGUUAGACCACUCUUAGUUUUUGG
This is a messenger RNA of Labeo rohita (rohu), 5089 nucleotides long. RefSeq names its product solute carrier family 6 member 13 (gene slc6a13). The record is from RefSeq and is a predicted model, not a curated record. Gene Ontology annotation, cellular component: membrane. Bases 146 to 2005 code for a protein of 619 amino acids. NCBI's taxonomy places the organism in Eukaryota, Metazoa, Chordata, Actinopteri, Cypriniformes, Cyprinidae. Gene Ontology annotation, biological process: sodium ion transmembrane transport. The transcript has 15 exons.